This is a messenger RNA of Meriones unguiculatus (Mongolian gerbil), 1734 nucleotides long. It is a transcript of the gene Tekt5, whose product is annotated as tektin 5. Bases 1 to 1692 code for a protein of 563 amino acids. NCBI's taxonomy places the organism in Eukaryota, Metazoa, Chordata, Mammalia, Rodentia, Muridae. Gene Ontology annotation, biological process: cilium movement involved in cell motility; cilium assembly. The record is from RefSeq and is a predicted model, not a curated record. Gene Ontology annotation, cellular component: nucleus; sperm flagellum; microtubule cytoskeleton. The transcript is spliced from 7 exons.
AUGGAAUUUCUUGGAACCACUCAGAUAGCCAGUUACUGUACCCCCAAAAAAAGCUGUGCCAUGCAGGCUCUGCCCCCUGCUGGAAACACUCCUGUGAUACAGGAGUGCUACCAACCCUAUCACCUGCCUGGGUACCGCCACGUGGGUACCGCAUUGAGGCCCAGUAUCUUCUAUAAAAUCGCCAACCCUCACUCAUGCCCGGAGGAAUGCCAAGGCUCCCGGCGUCCGCCUACCAUCUUGCCAGCGCUACGGUCAGCGCUCUUCAGUCGCUACACCCCUCGCGACUGGGACCGCUCCACCGAGAUGCAGAUCAGGGGCGCAGAGGCCUCACGGCUCUGGGCUAGCCGGCUGACAGGCGACUCCAUGCGGAUCAUGCAGGAUAAGGACCAGCUGACACGCCAGAUGCAGGAGGGGACCUCCCGGAACCUGAGCCAGAGGCUCUGCGACAUCGGCUUCUGGAAGUCCGAGUUGCGCUAUGAGCUGGACCGGCUUCUGACAGAGAGCAACAGCAUGGACACCAUCAAGAGGCGCUUGGAGUGCGCAGCUGAAGAGGUGAACCGUCCCCUGCAGGUGGCCCUGGAGUGUCUGUACAAUCGUGAGAAAAGGAUUGGGAUUGACCUGGUCCAUGACAAUGUGGAGAAGAACCUUAUCCAGGAAGUAGAUUUACUAAAAUGUUGCCAGGAUCAGAUGAGAAAAUUAGCUAAACGAAUCGAUUUCCAGAUGCGAGAUAACCGAGAUGCUCAACAUGCCCUGGAGCGAGACAUCGAGGACAAGAGCUCUGCACAGUUCAUCGACGAGGGCUGUUUUAACCUAAAAAACACAUCUGACAGCCUUAGCUUCUUCCACAGCAUGGAUAAGUUUGAUGGAACUGUCUGUAUUCCUGAGGCCUGGGCCAAGUUCAGCAAUGACAACAUCCGACACUCUCAGAACAUGCGUGCCAACUCCAUCCGGCUACGUGAGGAGGCAGAACACCUGUUCGAGACUCUGUCAGACCAGAUGUGGAAGCAGUUCACCAACACCAAUCUGGCCUUUAAUGAGCGCAUCUCUGAGGAGACAGAUGUGAAGAACAAGCUGCAGACACAGCUGGCUAAGAUACUGCAGGAGAUCUUCCAGGCAGAGAAUACCAUCAUGUUGCUGGAGAGAGCCAUCAUGGCCAAGGAAUGUCCAAUGAAGGUGGCCCAGACCAGGCUGGCAUGCAGGACCCGACGACCCAAUGUGGAGCUGUGCAGGGACAUAGCACAAUUCAAGCUCGUGAAUGAAGUCUUCACCAUAGACGACACCCUACAGACGCUCAAGCUGAGGCUUCAGGAGACCCAAGACUCGCUGCAGCUGCUGGUGAUGACCAAGUGUCGGCUGGAGCACGAGCUGGCCAUCAAGGCCAACACCUUAAGCAUUGACAAGGACAAGUGCAUGCGCAUGCGCAAGACUUUCCCCAGCACGCCCCGCCUGGUGGGCUACAACUGCUCUAGCGGCUACACACCUAGUGCCAGCAUAUCCUCUGGUGUCAACCCGGUCCUCUUUGGCGGUGCCUCCUAUGAUGGCUCAGCUCUUUAUGGAGGUCCCAAUCCCUACUGUGACGCCGCCUCCUGUGGAGACUCGGUCGCCUGCAGGCACCCCCCUCCUUGUGGCGGUGCUGCACUCUGUCCCCGCCCUGUGUCGUGUUCCUGCCCUGGCUCCUGGCAGGUGUAUUAAUGGCAGAACGUUGGAGAAGGCUGAAAAGAAAAUAAAAGAGUC